AUGGACAGCUCAGGUUGGAUGUACAAAGAUAGUGAGGACAUCAACUCAGACCACUCGCCAUCUGGAGUCGACCCAUUUGUUGCUGCGACCGACGCCGAACCCAUAAACACGCAACUCCUGAACCUUGACAACGACAUGCAGUUCUUGGAAUCAGCCAUGCGGAAGCUGGAGUUUCAGAGACCUGAAAAAGACGCACAGCAACUCCAGGAUCUCGAUACUGAAGACGCCAGGGGGAGCAUCACACAUGCGCAGCGGUAUGAAGCACCGGGCCAUCCGAAUUACGGUGAAGAUAACAUGCGCCUCAGAGAAAUUGAUAAACUCUCUCACGGAAUGACAGCGCUCAUCCUCCAGCUACAGGAGAAGGGGGCCCUCUCGAUGGAGGAAACCAAUUUACUCGGUAACAUGCACUUCACGAAACAGGAACUGUGGAAACUGGCCAAACGGUCUUGGAUCCUAGGGGAAAAGCUAUUCCAACUCUAUCGGCGGAUUGAGGAUUCAAAAGGGGAAGAUGGUUACUAUACACCUGGGCUGACUAUUUCGGUUCGAGAGGAUGAACAGCUGCGACACGAAAUUUCGGGCCUGAAACUCGCGUUGAAUAUGCACAUUGAUAGUCUGGAAAGCACUCGUACAAGGCAGUUUGAAAUUUUGAACACCGGAAACGCACUUCUCGGGGGCCAUGACAGCUUUUAG
Molecule: messenger RNA, 690 nt
Organism: Penicillium odoratum
Lineage: Eukaryota; Fungi; Ascomycota; Eurotiomycetes; Eurotiales; Aspergillaceae
Exons: 1
Coding region: 1-690 (229 amino acids)
Source: RefSeq, a predicted model, not a curated record